UGCAGCUUCCAUACUCGGAAGUUUUCUCCUCGUGCAUCCUAGCUAUGGUGCCAUUUGCACUACCUUGUCUAGUGUUCUCAAGCCUUUUCACUGCGGUUGUUUUAGGAAAUACAGUCGAAAUCAGAACCGAGGAUUGUUUUGAUCUACCAGAGAACCCCAUCACAGUGCUUGGUGCUGUUGUGACUAGUUCCCGCAGUACUGGCAGGAGUGCAUGCUACUUCUCACCUGCAGCGCCGGAGCAGUAUAUCAACAUCCAGGUCUCCGAGAUGUCUCUCCCAGAAGUUUCUGGAAGCUGUCCGGAAUUUAGUUUAAACGAAUUCUCUUCAAUAAGUGAAGUAUUCAUUGAUGACGAUGAUCCUAAUUUUCGCGCUCCUAUGGUUAUACCCGCGGACCCAAACCUCCUGCUAAAAACCAACUGCAGAGAUUUUGAGAAGACAGGAGGACAGGUGCUUCGGACCUCUUCACCUGGCUUGAAGUUGGAAAUGAUAUUCGACCCAUCAAAUAGCGAUGGUGAAGGCGUUUCCUACAACCUCACGCUGACGAGCUACUUCGUCGGCCCUUCGUUCAGUUGUCCUACUGGAACAUUCCGCUGUUGGGACGAUCGCAGCAAAUGUAUUCCGGAGAGUUUGACUUGUGACGGUGUGAAUAAUUGCGUUGACCACUCGGAUGAAAACAACUACCUGUGUACUGGUCGGAUUAAUGGUAUCCCGAUACCCCUAUUUGCAAUAAUCCUAGUGGUUUCCUUCUUGGGCCUCGUCCUCAUUGUCACCAUGAUCGUCUUUGUGUUACGGAGGCACAAAGCGAAAAGCAAACAAGAAGAACAGACUUGGAUUGACAUGACCAUCCGACCUCCUGCUCCUGGACACCAACCUUUGUUGGGUGAGAAAACCUGGCAAGCGAAUGCUUAACGGACAGUCAACUACGACCUGACACGAAAUUCCUACCCAACGAUUGCAAGCCCACUCACUGCGAAAUUUUAUCCUAAUGUCCAUUUUUUACUGUACUCUGACAAGAUUAUGUACAUAUAUGUGCUGUAACGUUAUUACUUCUAUUAUUGUUAAUUUGUCUUAUCCGUUUAUCUCGUUAUCCUGCUUUUCUUACGCCAGGUUUGAGACUUCGGCUUUUUCCACCGCCCCCGUCCAAAUGAUUUUCA
Molecule: messenger RNA, 1153 nt
Organism: Dicrocoelium dendriticum
Lineage: Eukaryota; Metazoa; Platyhelminthes; Trematoda; Plagiorchiida; Dicrocoeliidae
Source: the annotation of a GenBank genome assembly